AAAACUUAGACUUAUUUUUUUGGGUUUUGUUUUUUUACCAGUGAAAUUUAUACUGGGGCAGUGCAGAUCAACACUGGAGCACAUGGCCCAUUGAAAUACGUCUGGCGACGCCCAUGCCGCAGCUACUAAAUUAAAGUAUGGACUGCAAAACAAGCUAGAGGGCACCUUUCAGUUCAGUUGGCUUGAAAAUCCAUUCAUAUGUGUUGAAAACAGCAAGCCUAUAGUAUUAAAUAAGUUAACAGCAAUGCUGGGAGACAUUAUGCCUGUCAGGCAUGUGACAGUCACCGUGAUAUGAGGUUCUCCAUUCAUUUCUUUAACACUUACAGUAUGACCUCUACGUUCACACAACCAUAGAAUGAUAGCGGAGAACAAUGGAUAUGUGUCCCUCCCUUCAGUGAGCCGUAAUUCCCAUCAGUGGGAAAGUCAGUAGGAGGGAUGAGGUAUGCUCACAUCACAACAGAGGACACGCACACACACAAAACCAAUGAGGGUGACAACAAGGGAGGAGGGAACAGAAGAAAGUGAAGAAACAAAAGAAGGCCUAAAAAGAAAAAGGUAGCAAUGUGAAGGUUCGUCACACCAUGUUUCAGAGGAGGAGAAGCUUCACGUUUGGAGCGUAUGGAGGAUCAGAGAAGAGUGCUUACAAGACAAGAGCCUUCUUCUGAGAAAUAGGCCCCAGUCGAGCUCAGCCAGCGUGCAGCCGAGGCUCCACAUGUCCGAGGCUGUGGUACAACACUUGCCAAGCAGACGCUCCGGAGCCAUGUACGCUAGUGUCUGAUUGGUCGGCCGACCUGCGGGAGGUUAAAACAGAUUGGGUGUCUCCACCAGCCUUAACGUAAAAUGUCUGCAAAUGGUUUUACUGGGCUCAUAUCUCACCAUCUAGUAGUCUCACCUCUGAUAAAGAUGCUCCCGCCGAAGUCACUUACUGCUGCAUUGUUUUCCUUGUCCAAUAGGAUAUUUUCCUUAAAUAAUCCAAGAGUGUCAUUAAAGUUCGGGACUAAUGAUACCCAGUUCGAUUGUGUCAAAUUAUUCAUGUUGCCUUCAAUUUAGAUAUGGCGAGGUUACUGCAUGUUAAAAUGGUUUAGGCUGUCCAUGUAGAAUGAGUUCCACAGGGCUCCAUCCAUGAUCCCAGGUUAUUUAAAUAACAUUAGUGUUUAGGUAAGAUCAUACUUUAUUUUUUUUAAUCCUGAAAUAAAUUGAUUAUUGCUCAUUUACGGGUUUGGUCAGUAACACGUCAAUACAUAGCCAAAAUAUAGAUUCUUCUCUCAUGGAGAUGUUUUGCAAUUUCUUGCUUUGAUUCAGUUCAAAGAUAAGUCACUUUUGUUUAUGACUACAAAAAUACUUCGUAAUGGACAGAUUCUGUCUUUGGAGCCAUCUUGUUUACUGGUGGUGGUGCUUAAUAAAGAACACAUUUGUCAGAAAAAAAAGUAGUAUUACAAGAUAUGUGUCUGGUUUAUUCUGUUGACAGGGCCAUGAAGUCUUAAUGGAAGCACGAUGGAAGGAUCCCUCGCAUCCCUGAUGAAGUAGAGCGCUCACUCCAAUAUUCCGGUCCACUGCUGCCUCUUCCCGCUAUCUCGCAGGGUUGCAGGAUGGACGAGCAGAGAUGCCCCCUCCCUCCACCCCUGAAAACAGAAGAGGACUACAUCCCCUAUCCCAGCGUUCAUGAGGUUCUUGGUCGCAGUAGCCCAUUCCCACUUAUCCUACUGCCCCAGUUUGGAGGCUACUGGAUUGAGGGGACCAAUCAUGAGCCUCGAGAGACUCCGGAGACAGAGCAACCUAUAUGCCCCAACUCUUAUGUCAAGCUAGAGACCAAUAGCACCGCCAAGAUCUACAGGAAGCAGUUCAUGGGCAAAGAGCACUUUAAUUACUACACCAUAGACACCGCCCUGGGCCACUUGGUCUUCUCAUUAAAGUACGAUGUCAUCGGGGAUCAGGAGCAUCUGUGCUUGAUGCUGCGCUCCAGGCUAAGAACCUACCAUGAUGUCAUUCCCAUUUCCUGCCUCACAGAGUUCCCAAAUGUUGUACAGAUGGCUAAGCUUGUGUGUGAAGAAGUAAACGUGGAUCGCUUUUAUCCAGUUCUCUACCCAAAGGCUUCACGCCUCAUUGUUACGUUUGACGAGCACGUGAUAAACAACAAUUUCAAGUUCGGGGUUAUUUAUCAAAAGUUUGGUCAGACCACAGAGGAAGAAGUCUUCGGGAAUAUGGAGGAAAGUCCGGCUUUCGUAGAGUUCUUGGAGUUUCUAGGCCAGAAGAUUGAACUGCAUGAUUUUAAAGGAUUUCGAGGAGGCCUCGACGUCACCCACGGCCAAACAGGGACGGAAUCAGUUUACACCAACUUUCAUGGCAAGGAGAUCAUGUUCCACGUCUCCACUAAGCUGCCUUACACUGAGGGUGACUCACAGCAGCUGCAAAGGAAAAGACACAUAGGCAAUGACAUUGUCGCCAUCGUAUUCCAAGAAGAGAACACACCCUUUGUACCCGACAUGAUCCAGUCCAACUUCCUGCACGCCUAUGCGGUGGUCCAGGUAGAGGACGCGUGUACAGAUAAUGUCACCUACAAGGUGUCAGUGACGGCAAGAGACGACGUGCCCUUCUUUGGGCCAGCUCUGCCUGACCCGGCCAUCUUCAAAAAGGGCCCAGAACUUCGCGAGUUUCUAUUCACCAAGCUCAUCAACGCUGAGUAUGCUUGCUACAAGGCGGAGAAGUUCGCCAAGCUGGAGGAGCGCACACGUUCAGCCCUUUUGGAGACACUGUACGAAGAGCUGCACAUCAACAGCCAGGCCAUGAUGGGCCUAGGUGGGGACGAAGAUAAGCUGGAGAACGGCGGCGGUGGAGGAGGAGGCGGCUUCUUCGAGUCGUUCAAGCGGGUCAUCCGCAGCAGAAGCCAGUCAAUGGAUGCCAUGGGACUCAGUAGCAAGAAGUCACACACAGUCUCCACUAGUCAUAGUGGCAGCUUUACCCACAAUCUGGCCGAGAGCCCCAAAACACCCGGCAUUUCAUUGCUCGUGCCGGGGAAAAGUCCCGGUAAAUACGGCCGGCGAGGCAGCGCCAUAGGGAUAGGAACAAUAGAAGAGUCGCUGAUCAUUCCGGGGAAAAGCCCCACCAGGAAAAAGUCAGGACCCUUCAGUUCCCGGCGGAGCAGCGCCAUCGGUAUCGAAAACAUCCAGGAGGUUCAAGAGAGGAGCCGAGACGUGUCACCGUGCAACCAAAGGACAUCCGACAGCGCCCUUGUCUCCCAGGAAAAUAGAUCGGACAACUCGUCCAAUCACAGCUCUCCUGAGUUUGCCCCUGCCAAGAACAGCUUGGUCAUGUGUUGCAGGGCGCCGUCUAUCCCGGAAGCUCAGGAUCUUUCCCGUUCCUCAUCCAAUGCCAGCAGCUUCGCCAGCGUAGUGGAGGACCACGAAGCCGACGAUGAGUACGACACUGGGCGGGAAAGUGCGUCGGCCACAACGCCACACAAGAGAGAUUCGCUAGACGAUGGGUCACUUAGUAUGAGUCAUGCUGGCUUCACAUCGUCACGACCCGAGUCGAAAGCCGCUGACGGCCGUUCCAGGUCGGAGCGCCCGCCACUGGAACACAAGUCCUCGAACUGUUAGCCACACGCCUCCGACUGACUCGCUGCAUCCACGUCCAUCAUCAGAUUUUCUUUGUGAAGGCAUCACACGUCGUUGCCUCCUCGACCGACCGGGGUGGACACGAGGUCCGUUGAACUUUCCUGAAAGUGUUCCGCUCGGAUCUGCUGGCCGUCCCAACAAGAUGUCAACUCAAGCUCGGAGGACAUAACGUCAGGUCGUCGUUGUUUCUGCUCCCAAAAAAUCUUGGGAGGCUGCGCCACUGUGUAUCAGUGAGCAAUUUCAUCCUGGUUUUCAAGAUUGAGCAUUUUGGACUGAGAGAAACUGAAAGACGGUAAUUUUUUAAUGGACUACUUUGUUUGUUGGCCUAUAGAGCAGCGGUUUGACUCGUUUUACAUACAUUGAGGAAUCAACAGCAUUCAUUACGUUGGCUUCCUUCGGGAAUGAAAGACAUCACAAGCAUUUAAUAAAACUCAACACGUCCAUAAAAAGGUACACAAUUUUAUUUAUGUAGACAAAAAAAGUCAUUUUUAAAUCGAGUACCUUGACCAGCAACAAAGCAUUUUCAACUGUUUGUGUUUGUUGUGUGAGUGCUACUGUGCAUGGUGUCCGCCUGCUUGACAAAAAACAAAUUCCUCUGGUAACACGUUAGUUGUGAUUCCUGUUUUAUUCAGUUCCGUGUGCAUUGUACAGUACGAUUUGUUUUUUUUUACUCCUAGUGUCAAAUGUUUGCGACAUAGGGUGCUUAUAGCUGGAUAUUUGAGCAUUUAUUGACAUCCUUCUAGUACACUCUUUGUUUUCACGAAUAAGUCAACACUCUAAUUGAACAGUCGUAACUUACACUAAAAUGACAUUUCUGUAUGGUAGCAGAAUGAUUAAGCUACGAUAUACAGUGAGGCAAAUAAGUAGUCAACCAUCAAUUGUGCAAGUUGUCCUACUUUAAAAGAUUAGAGAGGCCUGUAAUUGUCAACAUGGGUAAACCUCAACCAUGAGAGACAGAAUGUGGAAAAAAAACAGAAAAUUCACAUUGUUUGAUUUUUAAAGAAUUUAUUUCCAAAUUAGGGGCAGUUUACAUGGCGACACAAAGACGCAAUGACUGAGUUGCGGACUCGCCUCGCGUGGAUAUGGUGUCAGCAAAGACGAAAAAUUCCGAAUCCUGCCUCCAAAGUGGAAGAAUCCGAUUGCGGGGGGUUGAGGGGGGCUUCCUCGGCAUGCAUAUCAAAGGCUCCUGCGGCGCGAGACCGCACUGUCAACGUCAGCACUCGUACACGUCACAUUGAGCGUGCGCAGUGGUGCUACUAAACAUUAAAAACGGCAAAUAUGGCGGAAUGUCGGCUUUAAUUUACUGUUUUAAUAAUAUUUUUAUAUUAAAUAUGUUGAACGUUUCAAUUUUUGUGACUUUUUGAACAAAAGAAAAAUGACAUUGCUUCGAGUGGGUGGGGAUAUUUUUUUCCGGGCUGAGGGAGCUUGGUGGGGUCAAAGUACAUCAUUCUCUGGUGCCCAGUAAAUCUGCAUUGCCCCCUAGGGCCUGGCAUGAAUACUACAUCGUUUUCAUGCGGAAUCGCGACAUUGUUCAAAUGGAGACACAAAUGCAAAUUUGAAAUUUGUCGUAUUCUCGGAGAGUCACCAUGUAAACGGCCCCUUAGAGUGGAAAAUAAGUAUUUGGUCACCUGCAGUACAAACAAGCAAGAUUUCUGGCUGUCAAGAGGUCUAACUUCUUCUAACGAGGUCUAACGAGGCUCAACUCGUUACCUGUAUUAAUGGCACCUGUUUUAACUCAUUAUCGGUAUAAAAGACACCUGUCCACAAUCUCAGUCAGUCACAUUCCAAACUCCUCUAUGGCCAAAACCAAAGAGCUGUCGAAGGAAAAAUUGUAGACCUGCUCCAGGUUGGGAAGACGGAAUCUGCAAUAGGUAAAACGCUUGGUGUCAAGAAAUCAACUGUGGGAGCAAUUAUUAGAAAAUGGAAGACAUACACGACCACUGAUAAUCUCCCUCGAUCUGGGGCUCCAUGCAAGAUCUCACCCCGUGGCGUCAAAAUGAUAACAAGAACGGUGAGCAAAAAUCCCAGAACCACACGGGGGGACCUAGUGAAAGACCUACAGAGAGCUGGGACCACAGUAACAAAGGCUACUAUUAGUAACACAAUGCGCCGCCAGAGACUCAAAUCCUGCACUGCCAGACGUGUCCCCCUGCUGAAGAAAGUACACGUCCAGGACCGUCUGCGGUUCGCUAGAGAGCAUUUGGAUGAUCCAGAAGAGGACUGGGAGAAUGUAUUAUGGUCAGAUGAAACCAAAAUAGAACUUUUUGGUAGAAACACAGGUUCUCGUGUUUAGAGGAGAAAGAAUACUGAAUUGCAUCCGAAGAACACCAUACCCACUGUGAAGCAUGGGCGUGGAAACAUCAUGCUUUGGAGCUGUUUUUCUGCAAAGGGACCAGGACCUGUGUAAAGGAAAGAAUGAAUGGGGCCAUGUAUCGAGAGAUUUUGAGUGAAAAUCUCCUUCCAUCAGCAAGGGCAUUGAAGAUGAGACGUGGCUGGGUCUUUCAGCAUGACAAUGAUCCCAAACACAGAGCCAGGGCAACAAAGGAGUGGCUUCGUAAGAAGCAUUUCAAGGUCCUGGAGUGGCCUAGCCAGCCUCCAGAUCUCAACCCCACAGAAAAUCUGUGGAGGGAGUUAAAAGUCCGUGUUGCCCAACGACAGCCCCAAAACAUCACUGCUCUAGAGGAGAUCUGCAUGGAGGAAUGGGCCAAAAUACCAGAAACAGUCUGUGAAAAGCUUGUGAAGAGUUACAGAAAACGUUUGGCCUCCGUUAUUGCCAACAAAAGGGUACAUAACAAAGUAUUGAGAUGAACUUUUGGUAUUGAUCAAAUACUUAUUUUAUACCAUGAUUUGCAAAUAAAUUCUUUAAAAUCAAACAAUGUGAUUUUCUGUUUUUUUUUUUUUUUUUCCACAUAGUAACAUAGUUCCACUAGUAACAUAGUUUCAGUAGACACCCUUGUUCUACUAGUGAUCUGUGAACCAUUCCAUCGAAAGCAGUCUUUUGGUUCAAAAAUGGUAAAAUUAAAAAUUUUGGCUGUCCUUAUUCUGCUAAACUGUAAAGACUUUUUAAAUAUGAUUAGAACUGAUCUGUAAGUGAAUGUUUCUGAGGUAAGCGUACGUUUUGCUUUAGAUCAAAUAUAAGCAUUUCAACUAGAGAGCGUCUUCUAUUUUUUACAAUGUGCGAAGCAUAUGCUUUCUCUGGAAAUUUAAGUCACUAGUUGUCCUAGUUAAGUGUAACUUUGUCAUUUUAUUUGUUGGUGAAAAUCUCAGUAGUGGGAGGCAGUGAAAAAUUGAGUGUUCUAUUAGGAUGCAAAUAAAUGCACAAAUGCCUUUCUAUAGGAAAUCCUCAGUUUGGUUUUUGUCAAGUAUUUUUUUGGAACUACACUGUGACUCAUGUUGAGGUUGCCUUUACAGACGAUUGUGUCGCGCUCGUUUUCCCAGAGGUUCCUGAAUGUAACACGCAAGGCACGUGAUUAGUUCAUUCAUACUUUGGAAUUUGACUUGAUGUUGAAGCUGCCCGUUUGAACCGUAGAUGGCUUGCGCCUCCUUGUGGCACAACAAUAAUAGCACAUCCAUGCGUCUGGUCUGUGCUUUCAACAGUUCAAAAAGUGCGCAGUUUUUAAAUGAUUGUAUUUUUGUUUUCGUCAGCUUGUUAAAAAGAGACUAGCUUGUAAAUAUAGUUUUGCUUUGCAUCCUCAGUGUAAAUAAAGACAGAUGUUUAAUGACGUUUAAGAAAGUGAUGUUUCCCAGUCCCAAGCAGCUCAUUUGUUUGAUCAAUUCACAUGUCUAAUUCCCACCACUUGAAGUUAAACGCUUCUCUGCGUACAUUGGAGCCACAGUGGACCUCACCCAGGAGCUGGUGGUAAGAGGCAAAAUCGUCGAUAAAGGUGCAGUUGAGUCCCAGACCCCCCAUUAGGGAGCACAUCUCCGCCUCCAGGGCACAGCGGCCGUUCACCUUGGGGCCGAAUGGUUUGGGGAUGCCCAGGUUUUGCCCCAGCACAAUCAUGUUCACCUGUAAGCAAAAGGAAUGCUUGUGAGGAACACAGCACUGGAAUGUUUGCUUGUUUUUUCUUAAUUCGUGUAACUUUAAAUGUCAAAAAAUAAUGGAAAACAUAAAACUUUAUGGACUAACCAAACUUUUCAUGAUAUUACCGUAUUUUUCGGACUAUAAGUCGCAGUUUUUUUUUCAUAGUUUGGCUGGGGGUGCGACUUAUACU
Corythoichthys intestinalis (scribbled pipefish) is the source of this 7828-nucleotide messenger RNA. It is a transcript of the gene rap1gapb, whose product is annotated as RAP1 GTPase activating protein b. Gene Ontology annotation, biological process: activation of GTPase activity; regulation of small GTPase mediated signal transduction. Gene Ontology annotation, cellular component: cytoplasm. Lineage: Eukaryota; Metazoa; Chordata; Actinopteri; Syngnathiformes; Syngnathidae. The transcript has 26 exons. Gene Ontology annotation, molecular function: GTPase activator activity. The record is from RefSeq and is a predicted model, not a curated record. Bases 1590 to 3596 code for a protein of 668 amino acids.